AUGAAAUUAACACAAAAAACACUUUUUCAAUGUUUUGAAAAAUCUCGUCCGUCAUCACCAAUAAUUAAUUCUCCGACAAUUAUUCAUUCAUGUGAAUCUCAAAUAAAAAUUUCAUCUGAACAACAGAAAUCUGACAAGCAUCAAUCUAAUUGUCUGUUACCUAUUCAUAUACGUCAAUUAAAUAAUUCAUUAUAUAAUGAUAUUAUUCCUUGUUUUAAUGAAAGAAAAUUCAAUGAUGAUAAUUUAUCUCAUGCGAGUCAAGAAUUUUAUCGAAUAUGUCCAACCAUAGUUAAUAAUCAAAAUCAUUUACCGAAAAUUGAGUUUAUUAAAAUAUCAUCGACUGAACGUCAAAUGGAAUUAUUUAAUCAAUAUACCAAUGAUCAAUCCAUAAUUAAUUGGACAUCAAUGUUUAAAGAUUUACAAGAUUAUCGAAAAAAAGUCAUAGAACAAAAUCAAUAUGAGCAAUUAUUAUGGACUGAAAUUUAUCGUCCAAAAAAUUCUAAAACAUAUCUUGGAAAUCAUACAAGACAAAUAAAACGUUUGAACGAAUGGUUUUCAUAUUGGACAAAAAAAUUACAUAAUGAACAACCUAAAAAAAAAGUUCUACGAAAAAAACGAAAACGUCUUACAGAUGAUGAUGAUGAAUAUUUCGAUGAAAAUUUUUCGAAUGAUUCAAAUAGGUUAUUUGAUAAUUCUUGUCAUUCGAAAUCAGAAUAUCCACGAUUAAUUUUUAUUCAUGGUUUUGGAACAACAUCAUUAGUACAUGCACUUGCUGAAGAAUAUAAUUUUAAAGUAACAGAAAUUAAUGGAUCUCAAUCACGAGCACGUGCACCUUUACUUAAACAACUUGAACAAGUAACAAAUCAUCAUUAUCUAUCAUUUAAACGUUGUCCAUCAGAUACAAUUAUGUCACAAGAAGAUAAAUCAAAAUCGAUUAAAGAAGUAUUAUCUCCAUUACCCGUAAAGAAAAAAGCAAAGAGUGAAUGUGGUUCGAUUAUAUCUUAUUUUAAUCAACCAAAAAAAUCUGUUCAUAAUAAUGAUGAACAAAAAGAAAAUAAUUCUCAUAAUCAAUUAAAAUCAAUUGUAUCUGAUAAAAAACAAUCGAAAAAAUUAACUAAUGAAACUAAUAUUACAAAAAAACGAAAUAAAAUCAAACAAGAAGAAAAAUCAAUGAUAACAAUAGAUAAUCAAUUUGUUUCAUCUAUUCAAGUUGAAAAAACAUCUCUAAUUCUUUUCGAUGAGAUUGAAACAUUAACAAUAGAUGAUCAUUUUUGGUCAUGUUUAAAAAAAUUACUUGAAACAGCUAAAAAACCUAUUAUACUCACAUCGAAUAGUAGAAUUAAUCCAGAAGAUGCUAUUAUCAAUUUAUCAAAAAUUACAUAUUAUGAACUUAUUCAUCUUGAACAAAAUGAACCAGAACUUAUUGGUUGUUUUCUCCGCUUAAUACUUUUAAUUGAAAUGUUAGAAGUACCUUCAUUUGAUGAUCUUAUAAAACUUGUUAAAUAUUGUUCAUAUGAUUUACGUCAAACAUUAUUAACACUUCAAUUUCUUGCACAAUCAUCAACAAUAACAAAUAUUCAAAAAUGUUCGUCAGAAGAGAAUAAUUUCAUAAUAUCACAACCUAAAUGGCAAUCAUCAUGUAUAUUCGAUGCUAUGUAUUAUUCUCAUCUUAGUGAACAAUGGAAUGAAUCAUUACUUAAAACAUUUUUUGAUGAUUUAACAAUAAAAUAUACAUCGGAAUAUCAAAAAUCACAUCUGUUGUUAAUUAAUCACAGUAAAAAUAAUAUAAAACGAAUUGAAUUGUAUGAUACAUUCAAAUUGUUUAUGCAAGAACAAGAAAUUAAUAAUAUUAUUGAUCAUUCAUCUUUUUAUCUUGAUUAUCGACCAUAUAUUCGACAAAUUUGUCAAAAUGAACAGAUUCGAAUUAAUGAAUUAAAUUCAAAUCGACGUCUUCGACAUAAUCUUAGUUUUCGUGGUUGUUCAUUACAAUGGUCCGAUUUUGAAAUUUUAUCAACCGGUAUCGAUUAA
Molecule: messenger RNA, 2028 nt
Organism: Rotaria sordida
Lineage: Eukaryota; Metazoa; Rotifera; Eurotatoria; Philodinida; Philodinidae
Source: the annotation of a GenBank genome assembly